Molecule: messenger RNA, 7296 nt
Organism: Myxocyprinus asiaticus (Chinese sucker)
Lineage: Eukaryota; Metazoa; Chordata; Actinopteri; Cypriniformes; Catostomidae
Product: protein kinase C alpha type-like
Exons: 18
Coding region: 65-2110 (681 amino acids)
Biological process (GO): protein phosphorylation
Molecular function (GO): ATP binding; zinc ion binding; diacylglycerol-dependent serine/threonine kinase activity
Source: RefSeq, a predicted model, not a curated record
GAACGCGUACAGUAGACGCGUCGCGCAGCGGAGCAGACACACACACCUGAGGAAUAGCGGCGCGAUGGCCAAUCACUUCAUACAGAUCAAUGACUCCUCCGCCGCUGUCAUUCGAUUCGCGCGGAAAGGAGCUCUGCGUCAGAAGAACGUGCAUGAAGUUAAAAACCAUAAAUUCACCGCUCGAUUCUUCAAGCAGCCCACAUUCUGCAGCCACUGCACCGACUUUAUCUGGGGAUUUGGAAAGCAAGGCUUCCAGUGCCAAGUGUGCUGUUUUGUGGUCCACAAAAGGUGCCAUGAGUUUGUUUCCUUCUCCUGUCCUGGGGCCGACAAAGGCCCUGACACAGAUGACCCCAGAAGCAAGCACAAGUUUAAGAUCCACAGCUACGGCAGUCCCACCUUCUGCGAUCACUGCGGCUCAUUGCUGUAUGGACUCAUACACCAGGGGAUGAAAUGCGACACAUGUGACAUGAACGUUCACAAGCAGUGUGUGAUGAAUGUGCCGAGUCUAUGCGGGACAGAUCACACAGAGCGUCGAGGAAGACUCUUCCUUAAGAUUGAGGUCAGCGGAGACAGACUUCAUGUCACAGUGGGUGAGGCCAGAAAUCUGAUUCCCAUGGACCCCAAUGGACUGUCAGAUCCAUACGUGAAACUCAAGCUCAUCCCAGACCCCAAGAACGAGACCAAACAGAAGACCAGAACCAUCCGCUCCUCACUGAACCCCACCUGGAACGAGUCCUUCAUCUUUAAGUUAAAGGUGUCGGAUAAGGAGCGGCGUCUGUCGGUGGAGGUGUGGGACUGGGACAGAACCACUCGGAAUGAUUUCAUGGGCUCCAUGUCGUUUGGUGUGUCUGAACUGAUCAAAGCUCCUGUAUGUGGCUGGUAUAAGAUGUUGAACCAGGAGGAGGGUGAGUACUAUAACGUGCCCAUCCCAGAGGAGAAUGACAUCAACCUGGAGCUGCGGCAGAAGUUUGAAGCCUGUCAGCUCAAUAUCCACUUCCUGAAGAAAGCCCGGCUUGGUCCAGGAAAGAAAGUCAUCACACCCACUGAUAACCGGCGCUUCAGUUUACCGUCCGGAAACAUGGACAGAGUCCGACUCAAUGACUUCCAUUUCCUGGCUCUUCUCGGCAAAGGCAGUUUUGGGAAGGUGAUGUUGGCGGAGAUGAAGUCCACUGAGGAGCUGUACGCUAUUAAAAUCUUGAAGAAGGACGUGGUGAUCCAGGACGAUGACGUUGAGUGCACAAUGGUGGAGAAGAGAGUGCUGGCCCAGAGAGAAAAGCCGCCAUUCCUCACUCAACUGCAUUCAUGCUUCCAGACUGUGGAUCGCCUGUACUUUGUAAUGGAGUACAUUAAUGGAGGAGACCUGAUGUAUCACAUCCAGCAAGUGGGCAAGUUCAAGGAGCCUCAAGCCGUAUUCUAUGCAGCUGAGAUUGCUGUAGGAUUGUUCUUUCUCCAUAGGAAGGGAAUUAUUUACAGAGAUCUGAAGUUGGAUAACGUGAUGUUGGAUUCUGAGGGUCACAUUAAGAUCGCAGACUUUGGCAUGUGUAAGGAGAACAUGUUUGAGGGCAUGACGACGCGCACCUUCUGCGGAACGCCCGAUUACAUUGCCCCAGAGAUUAUCGCGUAUCAGCCAUACAGUAAAUCAGUGGACUGGUGGGCAUAUGGCGUUCUCCUCUACGAGAUGCUGGCUGGGCAGCCUCCAUUUGAUGGAGAGGACGAGGAUGAACUGUUUCAAUCUAUAAUGGAGCACAACGUGUCCUACCCCAAAUCCCUGUCUAAAGAGGCCGUGUCCAUCUGUAAAGGGCUGAUGACGAAGCAUCCGUCUAAGCGUCUGGGUUGCAGUCCAGAGGGUGAGAGAGAUAUAAAGGAGCAGGUUUUCUUCCGCAGAAUUGACUGGGAACGACUGGCAAACAGAGAGAUCCAACCACCAUUCAAACCCAAAGUGUGCGGCAAAGCAGCGGAGAACUUUGACAAAUUCUUCACACGUACUCAGCCCAUGCUGACUCCUCCAGACCAACUGGUCAUCGCCAACAUUGAUCAGAGCGAAUUUGCUGGAUUCUCAUUUAUAAAUCCGGAGUUCAUCCACCCGGCAUCGUUUCACAGUGUGGUAUGAGAUGACCCGAUGAAGAAGUGGACCAUCCGAUCAGCUCAAACUACCAGUCACAUCAACAUUAUUUAUGAACUCACCAAAUCUUUGUAGACUGUUGAAUACCCUUUAUCUGAACAUAUCUGAACUGAGGGCGGCUGGAUCGGGGGGUGUUAUAUCAAAAGAGUACGUGUCCACAUUCACAUUUUGAGGGCAAUACCUAAUGUAGAUCAUAUAGGCUUUGUUCCAAAACCUACUGAGCUGCCUAUAGGGUUGUUAACUGUCCCGUAUUAUGCGGGGGCAUCUCGUGUUUUGCCUGAAAAAUAACUGUAUAGUACACCUGUUUAUUUUAGCGUUGAGACACUCGAGUGGGAUGCUCGGAUGUCUCAAAAUGCUCAAGCGUCCCAUAUUCCCCUGGCGAAGUUAGCAACCUUAGCAACCCAAGAUACCUUGUUUUGGCCAGAUUUUAAGACUGCAUCAAUUCCUUUGCAGAGAAGGUUCUCAAUAUGAAUUGCGACAAACUCAGCCUGAAUAGUUAAAAGUUGUAGUUUGAAUGUUAUACAGACCUUUCAGUCAGACAAAGACAGACAGACCGAUAAACCUCAGAAAAAACACAUUAGACCACAACAGAUUGCAUUAGUCCCCAUCAGACAACUAGAGACCACAAUAGACCUAUUCAAACCCCCUCAAACCACAUUAGACCACAUCAGACCUCAUCAGAACCAAUUGAGACCACAUCAGACUGUAUUGGACUACAUCAGACCAACAAUAAACCACAUCAGACCUCAACAGAACCCCUAGAGACCACAUUAGACCUCAUCAAACUCUAUUAGACCUCCAAGAAACCACUUCAGAACCCUAGAGAUCACAUCAGAACCCACAGAGACCACUUCAAAUCACAUUAGACCUCAUUAGACCCUCAAAAACCACAUCAAAUCAGAUUCCAUUAGACCUCAUCUGACCUCCAAGAAACCACUUCAGACCCCAUUAGACCACAUAAGAACACCUAAAGUCUAUAUCAGACCAGUUCAGAUCCCAUUAGACCUCAUUAAACUCCCGAGAAAGUACAUCAGACCACUUCAGACCCUGUUAGACCCAAUCAGUCCCAAAUAGACCCUAUCAGACCUUCAAGAAACCACUUCAGACCCCAUUAGACCACUUCAAAUCCUAUUAGACCUGAUCAGACUUCAAAGAAACCACUUAAGACCCCUAGAGAUCACAUCAGACCAGUUCAACACCCAUUGGACCUGAUCAGAUCUCCAAGAAUCCACUUCAUAUCACAUUAGAACACCUAGAGACUACAUCAGACCAGUUCAGAUCCCAUUAGACCUCAUUAAACACCUAAGAAAGUACAUUGGACCACUUCAGACCCUGUAAGACCAAAUCAGUCCCAAUUAGACCUCAUCAGACCUUCAAAAAAAAAAAAAAAAAAAAUCAGACCAAUUUAAAUCCUACUAGACCUCAUCAGACCUUCAAUAAACCACUUCAGACCCCUUAAGAUCACAUUAGACCACUUCAAACCCCAUUAGACCUCAUCAAACCUCCAAAAAAACAAAACACUUCAGACUGCAUCAGACCACAUAAGAACCCCUAGAGACCCCGUUACACCACUUUAGAUCCCAUUAGACCUCAUCAGACCCCCAAGAAAACAAAUCAGACCAAUUCAGACCACAAUAGUAGAACGUACAGUAAUAGCAAACCCACAAAAAGCCUUUAAUCUACUUUGUUACAGAACCCCUAGAGUCUACAUCAGACCACAUUAGACCUAUCCAUCCAUCCAUCCAUCCGUCUAUCUAUCUCUUACUAUUACUAAGGCUUUGUCAAGCCAACAUCAAAGUUUCUCUUGACAAAAUGUACCUAUUUACAGUAAUUAGUGUAUGGUGUUGUUAUCUUAGCAUCACUCUAAUAUCAUGUCUCCCGUGAGGAGUGAGUAUUUGUGUGGUACGUGGAGUUGGUACCUGUGUAGAGUGUUUCAAAUCAGUCACUUAUGAGGUUCCAUAGAAGGCAGCUGCCUAUGUAGACAGUAGACAUCAAGGCAGUUCACUACAGUUUGGAACAGAGCUAAAAUAUGUGUGCUGUAUGUCCUCAUAGCAAUGACAGUUUGUCUAAUGCCUGUAUGCAGAUAGGUGUUGUGUGCAGGCCAAAGACCAGAGUUUUUUACAAAGCUUCGAUAUUUUUGGAUGGUGGAAAUGGUCAGCAAUCCCUUGUUCCAGGGCUCAGAUUUGUUGUCUGUGCAGCAUGCUUGACAUAAAGCAGGUUUUUGUGUCCCUUACUUAUAUCCUCUCUACUGCCAUUUCUAAUGUUCCUGAAAUAUAUAUUUGUAAAUCUUGUGAUAGGAGUGCCAAAAUAUAGCUGCAUCAAAAAGUUUUUAUAUCUAGCUCUAUGUAUGCAUAUUGAUUUCUUAUUAGAUCUUUUGCUGAUGUCCCGUAACUUGACCUGGGCUGACACUUGAACCCUCGCUCCCGGAGUUUUAGCAUGACAGCUUCUGAACCGAUCAUUGCCUGCUUGCCUGUAUAUCUCAACAUAUACAGACGUGUCUCUCUUGAUCUAUGUAAAUGUACAAAUUGUGAUAAAGUGUGAUUCUUCAUUGGUAACUGACAGACCCGCCCUUACAAAAAUCUAGAGUUGCUGCAAGUUCGCCACUCAUUAAUUUUCACAUGCAAAUGAGCUUUGCUGUAAACUCUUCAUUGUCGCCAAAGAUUUGCCGCAGGUUCAACACUACCAGUGAAGAGCUGAAAACUUCUGGCAAGCAUUUGCGGCAAAUAACAAGCUCAUAUAAAGGUGGCGAAUUUGCGGCAAGUUUGCAGCAGUUUUCUGACAACUCUAGAUUUUUUGUAAGGGCACACGUAAUCUGCAUCUGUAAAACUCAGGUGAAAGCUCUUUAUCCACAGAAUUGGAAUGCCAAUCAUUCACAACUUUUGACAAAUUGCCUGCCCAUUGUAUGUUAGUUUAUUAAAUAUUUUGGUUAAUUUGAUGAUGUUUUCAUCUACCAAUAAGAGUAUAGUACCUAUCUAUCUAUCUAUCUAUAUAAUUGUCAAAUAAUGUUAUAUAUAUAUAUAUAUAUAUAUAUAUAUAUAUAUAUAUAUACACACACACACACACACACACACACACACACACACAAUAGAUAGAUAGAUAUAUAGAUAGAUAGAUAGAUUGAUUGAUAAUUAUUAUUCAUUUUUAAGCAAGGGUUUUAAUCUUAGAGAAAGGAAGAGUGAAAAAAAUCACAUAAUACAAAGCAAAUAUUUUCAAGAUAUUAUUUUAAAGAUUUCAUUUGUUUUAGUACAAUGACUAUAUAAAAGGCAAUUAUAUAAUUUUACAAAGAACAUGUCGUAUUUAUAAUAGCGCGCUUACUGUUUUCCCACACAAUGUAGAUGGUUUAUAUAAAUACAUAACUGUCUUUAUAUUUCAGGAAGGGGAUCCCUUGCAAUGAGAUCAUCAUAUUUGGGGGUCCUUUGCAUGGAAAAGUCUGAAAACCCCUGUUCUAAGCAAAAUAGAAUUUUUUUCUUUAAUGUUGGUGUGAAAAAUUACCCUGACAUGUUUUGGAGAGAUUUACUAAGGGGAUAUUUUCAUAUAAAUCAAGCUCAUUGCAAUCUACAGUCUCCUUAAUUCCCUUUUUGUGAAACAUAUUGGAGUGGGAUGGGGGGUUCUGACCUCUAAUAUACUGAAGGCGUUGUAGCCCCCGUCUCUGGUAGUGUGCAGCCAAGUGUUUGUCUUUUCAUGGUGUUAAACUACAUGUUCUACAGUUCUUAUCAAAUUGAGCUUUCCAGUAUAUAUAAUAAUAUAUAUUAUUUUUAUCUUUUUAGCUCUUAGUUUAUGAUCAUCUUGCAUUUUCACUCUGUGACUACUUUAAUGGAGAGCGCUACAGUAUGUUUACUGUUACACUAUACAGGUUACACUAUAUACCAAGAUUUUUGUACAUACAGAGAUGGCAUACGUUAUCUGGCAAAUUUUAUACUAAGGGCUGAAUGUGCUUUUACUAACUUACAGUAGAUGGUUUCUAUAAUCCAAAAAAGACUAGUUUGUCUAAUUUGAGAUAGCUUUGGUAUCAGCGAACCUUUCUUAUAUGUAUGUCUUGUUUUUGUCUGCUAUGUUUUUGAUAAUAUCUAAGCUGUAUAGAUGGGGGGGGGUUGGAUGUUUUCAGAGCUCCUGUGUGUGUGUGUGUGUGCUGCUGCUGUGUGCAUGUGGGGUGUCAGCAAAUCCACGCAUGCAUAACGGUGUCUCAUGAUUCCAGGAAUCCAGGGUUCCUUUGUAUUGAAUGACUGUCACACUACAUCCGACACCUUAACUAUCUUUGUGUUGUUGCUUUUGUUCCUGUUUUGUCUCAGUUGGUGGAUGAAGAAUUAAACCAGUAGACUCCAUAAUGUGUAGAUUCCACCUGCUGCUGUGUGAUUCCUGGGUAUUAAUACUGAACAAUUGAGCUUUGUCUGAAAUAUCUUUAUCUGAAAAGGAUACAACAACAGGGAAUUGACGUGAAAUUAAAUUUUUAGCAAACUCUAGAUGUUGUCUGUGAGGCACAGAUAUCAUUUUAUGCAUUCUCCCUGUUUUAAGGACCUCUGAAAUGCUUCAUUGACACACAAGAUUACUCCGUUCGGGCUCUGUACUUGUGUGCCAAGCCCUCGGUGGAAUACUUAACAAGUGCAUAAAGUUCAAUUUGGCCACCAUUUCAUCAAUUUAAAUAAUUUCUUUGAUUUAACUUUAUUUGGUAUAUAUUUUGGAAUUUUAUUAGACCUCAUGUUUGGAGUUCAAGCCCCUGUGUGGAUAUUCCAGGUGUUUAUUUCUUUAUCUCAAGACGUGAAUGAAGUUACGAGCAGAAAUAGAGCCGGUCCUCUUACGAAGUGAUUCAGAAAGUCAGCGGUUGUCUUGCAUCCUCAAGCAGAUUAACACAAAGUGUCUCACAUUGAGAGUAUUUGGGAAAGUAAUGAUUAUGUGUUUGAUCGUGGUUUCUGCAUGUAAGGUGGCAUUCCAACAUUCCCUUGACAUAUGAAGUAUCUGAUGAAUAUUCCAGCCAGCCAUUUAUUCUUUUAUUAGGAAUUAGGAAUUUAUUUAUAAUUAGUAUUAUUGGUAUUAUUAUUACUAUUGAAUUAUGGAUUCCAAGACAGUGUCAUGGUUUAAAUACAUUUAUCAACUCUUCCUCUUUUUCUUUCUUUUUUCUUUUGCAAGUUUGUCCCUCUGUUCAUUGUGAAGGAUAAAGUGUAUAAAUAAAUAUACAG